GUUCUACUUCGUUCGACAACGUUAUCUUGAUGCGCUAACCCCUUCCCGAUUCACCUAAAAAUGGACGCAAAAUCCCUCCUGCGAGCAAAGAAAGCCGAAGCAAAAAUAAAUCAUCCUUAUGCCACCUACAAUGUGUCUGGUGUACUUCGUUGCUCCAUUUGUGCUGUCCCAGUGAAACAAUGGGAUGCCCAUCUUCUCACAAAACAACAUCGCACUUCCGUCGCACGUGAAAAGGCAGAGAGAGAAAAAAUCGAACGAGCAAAACGUCCCCGCCCCGAAAGUGAAGUCAUAGCCGGGUCAUCUUCUAAACGUCCCAAAGUCACCCAACAACCACAGCCGCAUAGCGGAGAAGGUCCAUAUGAUGGGAACGAUGGACCAUCGGGUUUACCAGCGGGUUUCUUCUCGGCGAAGAACCGUCCUGCACCUGAACCACAAUCUGAAGCUCCCCCUUCCCCUUCAACAGCACCUGGACCAGCAAUAGCAGCCAGGACGGGGGAUGCAGAACUCGACGACUUUUUAGCUUCACUCGCCGAAGAUUCCUCAGCACCAGACCCAUCAGCACCUGCCGCACCACCUACAGCCAUAUCGCAAGCGCAAGCUAAUCGUGCCGCGAAGCGAAAGACGACGUAUAAACAAGACAUCAUACCCGGCCAGGCGAGUUACGAAGCUGCGCCAGUAAGGAUUGUACAGGCGGGUGAAGAGCAGCAGGAAGAACAGAAGGAAGAACCUGAAGAGAGUGAAGCUGAGAGAAAGGAGAGAUUGCAAAGAGAAGAGAGAGAGGAUAUCAUGGCGAGAUUAGAGGAGGAAGAGAGGGCACAAGAAGACGCGGAUUCGAGAGUCAUGGCAUUGAAGCAAAGGAUGGAGAUGUUGAGAAAGAAAAGAGAAGCGAAGGGUGGUAUAAAGGGAAAAGGAGCAGCGAAGGAUGCUUCCCUCAAUGCUUAAUGUUUAGGGCUUUUGUUCAUGGCUAAAUUCGCGCAAUUCAAUCAGAUAAGAAAUGCAAUGCAUCAAGAAAGAAACGUCCAAACAUGCAAAGUCUACAGUCUAUAUCGAGUCCUCUACAUGUCUAUUACUACCAUAUGUACACUUUUAUAUCCUUUAGGUCAUAAACUUCUUACGAUAAUCAAACGCAAUCUUCACAC
Molecule: messenger RNA, 1139 nt
Organism: Cryptococcus deneoformans JEC21
Lineage: Eukaryota; Fungi; Basidiomycota; Tremellomycetes; Tremellales; Cryptococcaceae
Exons: 4
Coding region: 61-942 (293 amino acids)
Biological process (GO): mitotic DNA damage checkpoint signaling; mitotic DNA replication checkpoint signaling; nuclear DNA replication
Cellular component (GO): nucleus; spliceosomal complex
Molecular function (GO): zinc ion binding; nucleic acid binding
Source: RefSeq, a predicted model, not a curated record